Linum trigynum is the source of this 1620-nucleotide messenger RNA. The record is from the annotation of a GenBank genome assembly. NCBI's taxonomy places the organism in Eukaryota, Viridiplantae, Streptophyta, Magnoliopsida, Malpighiales, Linaceae.
CUCUUUAGAUCCACCCCUCUAGAUCUAGUUAUGCACUAUAAGGUAAUUGACCCAUCUUGGAUCAAGUUUAUGGUAGAAGUUCACCAUUUAGAAUCAUAAAUGAGGAGGCUAAAUUCGAUCAAUAAUAAAACGAGCUCGAAUCUAACUGAACUGGUUAAAGCAAUGUUUUAUUAUACAAAACAAGUUCGAACUCGACUCAUUUUCUAAUAAGCUAAGUUCUCAAAAUUCAACUCGAAUCUGCUCGUUUGAUCUGAUUAUACGAACUUUAAGGAAUGGUGCCGUUUGUUUGCUGUCACCGCCAACGAACAUCGGGGCUUGGAAAAUUGCUCUUCUUUUCCAUUAAAGAGAACCUUUGAACUUCACCCAAACACUUCCAAGAGAGAUUGACAUUUCUCAGAGAGCUCUAUUAACUUCCCCCAUUUCCUCCACGACAUGGCUUCCGAUCCCACUUCUCCUCCUCCGCCGACCUCUUACGGCUACGAUUCCUUCUUAUCCCCCACGCCGGGCACUUUUCUCUCACGAGCUGCCGCCAGCUCCACCGCCCUAUUCGCCACCCGCCGUCCAUGGCGCGAGCUCGUCAGCCUCUCCUCCUUCGCCCGCCCUUUCUCCAUCGGCGAAGCCAUGGUCCGAUUGAAGCGCAACCUGGCCUAUUUCCGCGUCAAUUACGCCAUGGCCGUCCUCUUCAUCCUCUUCGUCAGCCUCCUCUGGCACCCUUUCUCCAUGAUCGCCUUCCUAAUCGUCCUCGUCGCCUGGCUGUUCCUCUUCUUCUGUCGCGACGAGCCCCUGGUGAUCCUCCGCCGCACCGUCGACGACCGCGUCGUACUCGGCCUGCUCGCCGUCGCCACCGUUGUCGCCUUGAUCUUUACUGGCGUGUGGCUGAACGUGUUGGUGUCUGUGUUGGUAGGGCUCGCGAUUGUCCUGUUGCACGCCGCGUUUAGAGGCACCGAGGAUUUGUAUGUGGACGAGGUAGACGCCGGAGGCGGUGGGCUGCUCUCGUUCGUCGGCGGCAGCCCUACCAAAACUGGUUACUCGCCCAUUUGAAGCAAUUUUGUGGUUGCCCCGGCAGCGGGUGGUUUCUCUUUGGCCUGGUUAGCAAAUGGAGCACUAAGCUUUUGUCUUUUUCAACUUCGUGUGAUCACUGAAUGAUUUGGGCUUACUUGAUGUUGUAAAUCUGAUUGAUAGGUCUGAGAAACUUGAUUCCACAGUAGGUUUCUGUCUUUCCCUUUUCUUGAUUAGAUUGAAUUAGUUGAGAUAACAUGUAUACUGGUAGGGGGUGAUUCGUUAUGAAUUCAGGGUUUUUUCCACGAAAUUAGCUUCUGGGUAACUUUGUUUUAACAAUUGAACUGCUUCUGCUGCUCUCUGUCUCUCUGGUUCAGUCGUAAUGAUGGUCUGACAAUUUCAGUUUUGCCAUUGUGCUGAAGGUUUAACAGAAACUUGGUACAGAAUUGGGCACAGAUGAAACAACAUGUAUGGAUUAGUAAGGGUGCUUUGUUCCGGAUUGAGGUGGGAUUUAAGAUUGAUCAACAGAAUUAGCUUUGUCUGGAUGACUGUAUUAACCACAGUAUCUGGGAUGGCCACCCAUAAGGAUCCUGUGGUGGGGAAGAAAGGCUUUCAUUGCAU